AUGGGGAAGCUGAGCCAAGGGGCCAAGCAGCGGCUGCAGCAGCUCUUCAAACGCGGCCACUUUACCAUCCACUGCGGAACUGUUUCUCUCAUGGUCUACCUGGGUUUUAAGAGGGGUGCAGACCCCAGAACGCCUGAACCAACUGUUUUGGGCCAAAUUUGGGGAUAAAGGAGUUUCUUCAUCU
Messenger RNA from Ochotona curzoniae (black-lipped pika), 184 nucleotides. RefSeq names its product mitochondrial import receptor subunit TOM7 homolog. Lineage: Eukaryota; Metazoa; Chordata; Mammalia; Lagomorpha; Ochotonidae. The transcript has a single exon. The record is from RefSeq and is a predicted model, not a curated record. The coding region runs from base 1 to 168 and encodes 55 amino acids.